This is a messenger RNA of Ananas comosus (pineapple), 1786 nucleotides long. RefSeq names its product RING-H2 finger protein ATL47-like. The record is from RefSeq and is a predicted model, not a curated record. The transcript has 2 exons. Lineage: Eukaryota; Viridiplantae; Streptophyta; Magnoliopsida; Poales; Bromeliaceae. The coding region runs from base 568 to 1593 and encodes 341 amino acids.
CACCAACACCAACACAACGCUUACCAAAUUUCCCACCUUUUUUUUUUUUUUAUUUUGGGCUCCCCCCUACCAUCUCCAUUCCUACUGUCACCAAAAAAAAGAAUAAGGAAAAUAGUACAGAGGGUAGGAAUUAGGAAGGAAUCAACAAUCAACUAUUUUCUUUUUUUUUAUUCCCUUUCCUAAACAAGUAGAGAAAGAGUUGUUUAUUCAAUUUUUUUUUAUUUUCAAUUCUCUCUGGAAAAAAAAGAAAAAUUUAAACUUGAAAUCUCUCUCUCUCUCUCUCCCCUCCUCCCCUGUUUUGUCACCUUCUUGUUUGUAUGAUCUGCGUUCUACCCUAAAGCAUGACAAAAACUUGUUUUUUAGCUCCCAGAGCUUUUACUCCCUUCUCCCCUCCCCUUUUGUGAUCUGUAAAUCGCCCUCAAACUAUAAAAAUCCCAUCUUUUUCCUCUCUUUUAGGUGGAUUCGUAGUUUAAAGGCUAAAAAAGAUACAAUUUUUAGCCACCCCUCUCCUCAAAUGACUUGGCUUUACUUGGUCCCAAACCCAGGAAGAAGAAGAAGAAGAAGAAGAUGACCGUUGUAGCUUUCCCCACUAGUUUGAAGAGGAACUCGGCGCCGUAUUCUUCGUCCCAAAUAUCCCCUCCAACGCCGAUUUCUUCUUCUUCUACAUCUGUGAGGUUCCUCAUAAAGAAGCACUCUUCCUCUUCCUCCUCUUCCUCCUCUUCGUUCCGCGCAAAUCACCGCCGCAACCCCGCGGCCUCCUCCGAAGGCCUGCAGCGGCAGCUGCAGCAGCUCUUCCACCUCCACGACUCCGGCCUCGACCAAUCCCUCAUUGACCUUCUCCCCAUCUUCCCCUACCGAGAGAUCCUCGGCCCCAAAGAGCCGUUCGAUUGCGCCGUGUGCUUGUGCGAAUUCGCCGCCGAGGAUCGCCUCCGCUUGCUGCCGCUCUGCGGCCACGCGUUCCACCUCAGCUGCAUUGACACAUGGCUAUUGUCGAAUUCGACGUGCCCGCUCUGCAGGGGGGUGCUCUUCGCUCCUGACGACGCGGUCGAGAACCCGAUCUUCGAUUUCGGGUAUUCGAGUGCAGAGGUUUUGGAGCAGGACGAGGAGAUCGGUUGCGAGAAGCGGGUGUUCUCCUUAAGGCUUGGCAAGUUCAGGAAUUUGAGUAAAAGAGACAGCGGCGAUGGCGACGGCAAUGGCGAUGGCGCUGAGGAUGGUAAUGGGGAUCCUACUGCUAAUAAUAAUAUUGUGAGGAGAGAGGAAGGAGAGAGUAGUAGUAGUAAUUUGGAUGCAAGGAGAUGCUUCUCCAUGGGUUCUUAUCAGUAUGUUCUUGGGGAUUUUAAUCUCAGAGUGGCUCUACAAAGCGGUGGAAAUACGAAUUCGGCGAGGAAUGAGGUUUCGGAGGGGAAGAGGAUAUGUGUUGGGAGCAAAGGUGAUAGCUUUUCGGUGUCGAAGAUUUGGCAAUGGUCUAAUAACAAGGGCGGGAAGUUUCCCGUAAUCUCUUCUUCGGAUGCUUCGUUCGUCGGAGAGAGCUCGCCCCCGAUGGGGAGGAGGUACGGAGAUUCGGUAAACGUGCGUGAACUCUCAAGAGUUUAAGCUUUUCACUUAUUAGUGGUGAUUGUUCAAUUGCUUAAUCUCUAUUCAUAGAUUUAGCAAUUUAAGCUGAAUUUGUUUGUCUUUUAUAUUUAGUUAUAGAAUGCUUGGGUGGCGGAAAAGAUGUUCUUAUAACUGAUUGUUGAAAUUAAAAGGUUCUAUGACAGUUUACUUUAUGAAAGUUCCAUAUUGGUUA